AUUAUGUCAGUUUUACCAUCUGCUUUCGGUAUAUGCUUUGGGUUAUGUGCCUUUUAGUAUUUCCGAGCUUUCACAGCAUAUGUCAAUGCAGUUUAUCGUUUCCAGGUGGUCGGCGACAAGAGAUGCGGGAGAUGUUGGAACAGUCGGUGAUCACUUACCGAAGCAAGGGAUGGGCUGAAUCUACCAAACGGACAUACAGACAGCAUUUGCAAUGCUACCUAGAUUUCUGCCACUUAUUGAACAUUGAACCUGUGCCAUUGUCGAGUGAACACUCCAGUCUCUACCUUGCAUAUUUAGCCGAUUUCAGGGGGUUGUGUUUUGCCUCUAUACGGAGUUAUAUAUGUAUUGUUAGAACCCUUCACAAGCAACAUAAUUUAGGGGAUCCUUUUGCAUUGUGGACACCCCACCAUGUUCUGCAGGGUAUGAGAAGGGAGCUUGGUGAGGAGCAACAUGGUGCUACGCCUGUUACCCCAGAAUUGUUAUUGGCCCUACAUAGUACAUUGUCUUGGGACAAUAUGUUUCACUGCUCAGUUUGGGCAGGAUGUAUGAUUGCCUUUUACGGUUUAUUGCGUUCGGCUAAUUUCCUGUGCAGAUCCCUUUCAGAGGCAGGCAAAGGGAAGCUGUUGUGUGUAGGGGAUGUGUCGUGUCACCCGCAAGGAGCGGUUAUAACGUUACACUGGACAAAGACUAUUCAGUUCCGUCAGAAGAAAGUGUAUGUUACGCUUCCGUCACUGGAGAAGUCUGUUCUGUGCCCAGUCACAGCUCUGACCAAACUGUUUUAUUUUCAUUUACAGCUGAAAUCGCAACAGAAGAGUGCUUUGCUGAGAGAUGAAUAUGACAGACCUUUGUUAUAUUCUGUGUUUCUUGACUUUGUGAACUCUUGUUUACAUAGAGCUGGCCAUGCCUCUGUCAAGUUAACUGGACAUUCUUUUCGCAGGGGCGGGGCCCAGUGGGCAGCCCAUAUGGGCCUUUCUCAUGCCAACAUUCAGGAGUUGGGUUUUUUGGCGCAGUAAUGCCUAUUUGCGUUAUCUGGACCCCACAGUUUCACAGAGAUUCCAGUCUCUCCAUCUUUUCUCAUCGGGCCUUCCCUAAUGGGGUUGGGGGGGGUCUCUCCUGUCACUGUGUAGUUUAUUAACCUGGACAGAUUCUUACUUAUGUAUGUUUGGGGGUUAAUAAACUUGACCCAGCUCGAA
Messenger RNA from Haliotis rubra (blacklip abalone), 1193 nucleotides. RefSeq lists its product as uncharacterized. Gene Ontology annotation, biological process: DNA recombination; DNA integration. The record is from RefSeq and is a predicted model, not a curated record. Gene Ontology annotation, molecular function: DNA binding. The coding region runs from base 33 to 1013 and encodes 326 amino acids. NCBI's taxonomy places the organism in Eukaryota, Metazoa, Mollusca, Gastropoda, Lepetellida, Haliotidae. The transcript has a single exon.